UCAAGAAUGCCAUGCGAAACCUCUUUGUUGGUUCUGGCACCUUAUUGAUUCUAGCAGGUUACCUUGCUGUUUGCGGAUACCGUUGGCUUGCUUGAUCGAUUUAGCCAUAAAUUGGAAGUGUGUGAAUGCGCCUCUGUGCCUGCUCAGAAACCCCGAGCUUCUGACAGGUUAGGCUGUUCCCCUGCUAUUGAUGGACAUUUACGCCAUUGCAAGGUUUAUUUAGUAAGGAGGCUCCAGAGUUUUCACUGCUUGGGUUGAGAAGUGAGCGUGUCUUGUGUUUCCAUGGGCCUCUCCUUUAUGAAGCAAAGUGUGUGAAAGUUUCCAUUAAGGAGAAACAGGUGAAAUACUUCAUCCACUACAGCGGUUGGAAUAAGAACUGGGAUGAGUGGGUACCAGAGAGUAGAGUACUCAAAUACGUGGACACCAACCUACAGAAGCAGAAAGAACUUCAGAAAGCCAAUCAGGAUCAGUAUGCAGAAGGGAAGAUGAGAGCAGCAGCUCCAGGAAAGAAGACUGCUGCCCUUCAACAGAAGAAUGUAGAAGUGAAAACAAAAAAGAACAAACAGAAAGGCCCUGGCAGUGGGGAGGGUAGCAGCACCAAUGAGACACCCCAGCCCCCGCGCAAGAAACGGGCUCGUGUGGAUCCCACUGUAGAAAGUGAGGAGACGUUUAUGAACAGGGUUGAGGUGAAAGUAAAAAUCCCUGAAGAAUUGAAGCCUUGGCUUGUGGAUGACUGGGAUCUCAUCACACGGCAGAAACAGCUUUUUAAUCUUCCUGCCAAGAAGAAUGUGGAAGCUAUUUUGGAGGAUUAUGCCACAUAUAAGAAAUCCCGUGGGAACACAGACAAUAAGGAAUUUGCAGUGAAUGAGGUUGUGGCUGGAAUAAAGGAAUAUUUCAAUGUCAUGCUGGGUACUCAGCUUCUUUAUAAGUUUGAACGUCCUCAGUAUGCAGACAUCUUGGCUGAUCACCCUGAUGCCCCCAUGUCACAGGUUUACGGAGCACCCCACCUUCUGCGUCUUUUUGUUCGCAUCGGAGCUAUGCUGUCCUACACGCCUUUAGAUGAGAAAAGCCUGGCCCUUCUGUUGAACUAUCUCCAUGAUUUCCUGAAGUAUUUAGCCAAAAAUUCAACCACGCUGUUCAGUGCAAGUGACUAUGAGGUGGCACCCCCGGAAUAUCACAGGAAAGCAGUAUAAUGCCAUGAUGACCUUUUUAUUUGUCCUGGAUAACGCUUUGGCGACUGUUAGUUGUGUCUGACUGGUGAUACAGGACAUUUUCCAGUUCACUGCCCUCCCUAAUCCAUGCCGGACAUGAAGAGUACAUUUUUGAGUUAACUGUAAAAAAGUUCUCUAACAACCAGCCGCUGGAUUGAAGAAUUUAUUGGCAGGAAGACACAUCUGACCAGUCAUAACUUCACCCAUCCUGUUACACAGCAGAUCUUCCGAGUACUUCCAUAUACUUGGAGGAAAUUAAUCUCUAUAUUCCCAAUUCUCCACAAUUUCUGUUCAGCACACACUCCAAUCCAAGACCUGGCCGGCUGUAAACCUGAUUCGAUGAGCUCGGUCCUUUUCACCGGUCUUUUCCUUUGAGACUUUACGUGAAGACGGCUUGAGUUUCAUCAAAAUUGACUGAUGCGGACUGUGGUUGAAGGACAUGCUUUGUCAAUAGAGCGUGAUGCCCCACAAAAGGGGAAACAUUCUUUGGUGUGGAGCAGGAUCGUGCUUGUCGCGUCUUUUGUAAAAGUUUUUGUGUAUUUUGAAAGGAGUUUGGACUGCUAGAUGCCAGAAAUUAAGUGGAAC
Molecule: messenger RNA, 1796 nt
Organism: Spea bombifrons (plains spadefoot toad)
Lineage: Eukaryota; Metazoa; Chordata; Amphibia; Anura; Pelobatidae
Gene: MORF4L1
Product: mortality factor 4 like 1
Exons: 13
Coding region: 486-1193 (235 amino acids)
Biological process (GO): regulation of DNA-templated transcription; chromatin organization
Cellular component (GO): NuA4 histone acetyltransferase complex; nucleus
Source: RefSeq, a predicted model, not a curated record